Danio rerio (zebrafish) is the source of this 3797-nucleotide messenger RNA. NCBI's taxonomy places the organism in Eukaryota, Metazoa, Chordata, Actinopteri, Cypriniformes, Danionidae. The record is from RefSeq and is a predicted model, not a curated record.
AUGUUACUGAAUGAACUAGUGUGACUGCACGUCAUCCAUCGAUUCAGUUCGCCGCAGUAGAAGGGGCUCGGCUCUCCCGGCACAACCUCUCAAACAGCGGUGCGCAAAGGAGGAAACCUCGGGGUUCUGGGGGGAUCCUCGCCAACGUCAUGCGGCGAUUCUCGGACCACCGGCUCCAGAACACCGCUCAAAGUCACGCAUACAAACGACGUUUUACAGCAGUGGGCGGAGCCGCGGGAGACUGCGCGUCCUCAGCCGCUCGGUGGGCGGAGCCAAAUGAUGGAGCUGAGCUGAUAACGCACUGAGCGGAGGGAUGAACAUUUGUGGUGUGUUUGGAAAACUGAACUGAGAAGAAAACAAUGAUGACCUCGAUCAGGCAACGCUGCUGUGGACGAUUUUCCUUCCUCCUCACAAUGGUCUCUUUGCCAGUGUUCAGACCAUAAGCAACAAACAGAGACACGCAGACAAAAGGGGCUCGAUCCGCUCAUGCUGGUUUUGGCUGGACUGUCCAGCUCUGUACAAUGAAGAGACCCAAGCAGCAGUCGCAGGCCCUCAGUUUCCUCAGCUUCUUCAGCCGAAAGCCUAAAUCUGACCCUAGGAUCGAGAAGCCCACCGGGACUCUGAACAAGGAGGAAGUGGCCAUUACUCUCACGCCCAGUGAACAUGAGCAUGUGGAGCAAGCUCAGGGUGAUGCAGGACUGGAGGUCUGCCGGUUUGGAGGAGAUGGCGGGACCGGUGAAGGGAGUGUCGUGGGUGAUGAGGAGGGAGCAGUGGAGUGCGGGAGUAGUGGCUCGAUGGCUGUUCUGUCCUUGUCCUCCUCCAGUCAGGAGCAGCUGCUUGAGCACCUGGUGGAGUGCCCGCUCUGCCUCCUCAGUCAACCGCGCGCCCACUUCCCCCGCCUGUCCUCUUGCCAGCAUCGUGCCUGCACAGACUGUUUGCGCCAGUACUUACGCAUCGAGAUCUCUGAGAGCCGCGUGGGCAUCGCCUGUCCUCAGUGCCCUGAAGCUCUUGCUCUGCCCGAUGUCCGCGCCAUCCUGGAUGAUGGAGCUCUGCUGGAGCGAUUCGAGGAGUUCCAGCUUCGCCGCUUUCUGGCUGCUGAUCCAGACACCCGCUGGUGUCCUGCACCAGACUGCAGCUAUGCAGUGAUCGCCUAUGGCUGUGCAGAGUGUCCCAAGCUAAGUUGUGGUCGGGAAGGCUGUGAAACAGAGUUUUGCUACCACUGCCGCCAGCUGUGGCAUCCAGACCAGACCUGUGACCAAGCCAGACGCCAACGUGCUCGCCACACGUCAGGAGCCAACGAUGUUUCCACGCUCUACGUCUUCAACGAGGAACCUGGUGAUGCAGAGGAGAUCAAGCCCUGUCCGCGAUGUGGAGCCUACAUCAUGAAGACCAAUGACGGCAGCUGCAAUAGGAUGAACUGCACAGUGUGCGCUUGUCAGUUCUGUUGGCUAUGCAUGCAGGAGAUCACUGAUGUGCAUUAUCUGAGUCCCUCAGGCUGCACUUUCUGGGGAAAGAAGCCGUGGUCUCAGACUCGCAAAGUUUUAUGGCAAGUCGGCAUGCUUCUUGGGGCACCGGUGGUGAUCUCACUCAUAGCGGGCAUCGCCAUACCAGUCAUCAUUGUGGGAAUUCCAAUUUAUAUGGGCCGCAAGGUCCAUGGUCGCUGUAAGAAAAACAAUACCUCAGGAAGUAAGCAUUAUCUGACAGUGGCCAGCGGGGUCAUGAUGUCUGUUUUUGUGUCUCCAGUCAUAGCAGCCAUUACUGUGGGUGUGGGGGUGCCUCUUAUGCUGACGUAUGUCUAUGGAGUGGUGCCCAUGUCAUUAUGUCGUAAUGGCUGGUGUAGGCCACAGUCAGAGCCUCCUGAAGUUCGAAACAUACAGCUGGAAGACUUGGCCAACUAUCUUCUAUUUUCUCAUGUAGUCAGUGAUCACUGGACCGGACAGAACAAUCCAGCUCUGACCGAUGCAAGCGUACAGGAAGUGAGUGUGAAUGUGGAGGAAGUGAUGGCGCUUCCCAGCCUCAGUGUUCUCCAGUCUGGAGCUGCAGGUUCCGCUGAAGCCUCUGAUGAUGGACAUGUUGACAGCACGGAGCCGAUAGCUCAGUCAGAUGAAGUGGAUGUUGUUGAGGAGUGUGCCUUCAGCAGCUCACAGACAUUUGCUCUGAGGGAAGGCACUAAUAUUGAGGUGCGAGUGGAGAUUGAAGCUCAGCCGCGGGGCGCCCGGAAGCCGAGCCUCAGCAGUAUUUUGUCUAGUAAGAGCUUGUCGGCAGAGUCUCUCAGCCAAUCCCAUGAACCUCUGUGUGCCUCCAAACAGACCGGCAGCACCGAACCCAUCCCAGUUCCUGAGAUCGACAGCGUCUGAGCAAAAAAAAAAAAAAACUGGAGAACCACUGCUUCCAUGACCCACCUGGAGCUUCCAGCCGCAGAGACUCAGCAGCCUGAGGGCAGAUGCCAAAACGCCAUGCAGGAGAUCAGAGAAACUUAAACGACCUAGCGCAUGUUUGUCAACCAGUUUGAGGAGUGCUAACCAAUUUUAUACUGUAAACUCUAUCGCCUAUUUGGAUGAUGCUCUGGUUAAUUUAUUCGAUUAGCUUUUUCUUUUAGCUGUACCCUUUGAUCUCAUGACCAUAUGGUUCACGUCCCUGAAAAAAGAUGAAGUAAUAAGCUAUGGAUUAAUAGCAUGGCUUCUUGAUGUGCCAUGUGACUAGCAACACGCAGGCUGAAGAGAAGUGUGCUGCAGGCUAAAGCUAACUUUGUUAAUGGGCUUUUCCCUCAUGGUAUUCAUUCAUUCAAAUUAUGCAAUUUUUUUACAUAACCGUUGCGUUUUCAUGAAGGAGCAGUACAUUCUGUGGGAUUUAGGUCUAGGAUUAGCCUCCAGCGUCAUGCUGUUUCUGUUACUGUAUGUCCUGAAUAUGCUAAUCUUAGGUCAGAGCUGGUGUAAACGCCAUGAGGGCUAUGAUUUAGGCAAAACACUGCAGGUGAAUAGGUACAAAUUCAUUCACAAUACAUUCAAAAUCGCAUUUUUUUUUUUGUAUUACAAGUUUCCUAAAAUGUGUUUAAAUAAGGAAAGAAGGCAUUAUUUUGUUAAAUAAGCACUAAUUUGCAUACAUUUCUUGCCCAAAAAUCUGAACAUUGGAUGAAUUCUGGUUAAAAAUGGCUUGUUUACUUUCUUUUGACAUGUUAUAGAUGGAAUCUUGAGUAUUAUUUUGUCACUCCAAAGUUCAGAAAUUUAUGCUUACCGCCAGGACUAAAGGUUGAAUAAAAUAUUGUAUAUUAUCAGUCAGAUAUGAACACAUUUCUCAGCUUCUGAAUUUAGCUUUGAAUAACUCAGUGCAUCUGAAAUGCAAAUUUGUCACUCCAAAAGCUGUGAUUUUUGCCUGCAGUGUUUCGCCCUUAAAAAUAAUGAUCUUGUUUCACUUUUAGAUCUUUAUUUCUGCAGUUCAAGCAUUUGUUUUUCCUCAGUCGAGUCGAGAGUUUUAAUAGCCCAUUAGCUAAAGUGAGCACCUUUUCUCAAAGCAGUUCAGCUUGCUGAGUAAUACAUUGAACUAAUACCUCAGAGCCAACAGAUGUUUCAAGUCCAGACUAUCUUUGCUGGCUUUUUUGACACUUGGCAUCGAAGGAAGAACUCAGAAAGCUAGAUCAGGCCUCUAAUACAAACAUUUAACCCCGUCCUGUUCAAAAAACAAAUCCUGUUUAAAAGACUUCCAGGAGUUUCCAAAACUGACUCUUCAAUGCUGCACUGCAGAUUGGGAACAAUGAUUGGAACAGUGUGUCAAUAAAACCAUUUGUAUUCAAUGAGGAA